Molecule: messenger RNA, 1029 nt
Organism: Aureobasidium uvarum
Lineage: Eukaryota; Fungi; Ascomycota; Dothideomycetes; Dothideales; Saccotheciaceae
Source: the annotation of a GenBank genome assembly
UUUGACAAUCUUCAAUGCACAACCAUGACACUGAGUUGGGCAGAGAUACAGAGAGCCGACAAAUAUUGUUCUCAAAGACCCGAGGAGCAAAAGACUAUAUCAAUCAUCCAAGACUUACUCGACAAGUCAAAUAAUCCCAAAUCAGCCGCUCAUGGCAUCGCCACUACCUAUGAGCCUCUUCUACUGGAAGGAGAGAAGAUAUCAUGUCGUCUUUCUUCCCUGAUAUCUCGCGCAAUCAUACAUCCAACAACUACAUUCGAAGACCAUCGCCGCAUCGCCGAGAUGCUGGUUCGACUCUCUAAACUACCCGACAUAAUCGUCGACGGCAAACUCUUCCAAGAAAAUGGAAGAACUUACUGGCGCUCCAUCCCCGAAUUCAGUUUCUGGUUCUCUGAGACCGCUCUGAGUGCACGUGUGANNACGAUUGAGAGUCUAGAUCUGGGCAACUGCCCAAUAACCUGGCAUGAACAAGCCCAACAGUACAAACACGCCAACAUCUUUGCAGCAAUCUAUACUUCUGCACUGAAUCCUUCAAUCACACAAGAAUGGAGAGGCAUGCAAUGCAUCGCCAGAGACACCUUGACACAAGCCCUAGAAGUAGAAAUCACAACCCACCCCCAGAUCCGCCGCGCAGGAAUCUAUAUCCCAGCUGCUGCUGCAUGGCUGACUCAUGCUGGCGCUCACCUCUGGAAUUUUUGCAAGAACAGAGAGCUAUGUGAAGGCAAGAUAUGGAAAGAAUGGAUUGGUGGCAGUGAUGGAAGUAAACCUUUAUGGAAUGGAGAUGACGGGUUUAGUGUUGAGCGAUGGGCAUUUUGGAAAACGAGGUUUGGGGAUGUGGCGGGUUUGAAGCAGAGCGGAUUUGCUGGACGUAUGGUUAAUGAUGUUGUGAUGUGUGCGAGGAUGGCGGUCAAGGCGAUGCAUGAAGUUGAACAGGAGGAUGCGUUUGCGCUUGAUGGAUCGUUGCUUGCACUCGAGUCUGGUGACGAAGUUGCAAGCUACAGAUCGGAAUAUGGGAGGGACGGACUUGAC